ACAUUUGGAUCCAGUUGAGGACCAUCCCUGAGAUUCAAUGUUUGAUGCUUCUUCAAUGCAGAUGUCUGCUAACUCAACGAGGCAGGCUGUGGCCACCUUCCAAGGCCCUUUCUCUUUCCUGUCUCAGGAACUCGAACAUGACCAGGAAGAUCUUCACAAAUAGCAGGGAGCGGUGGAGACAGCAGAAUGUCAACAGCGCCUUUGCCAAGCUGAGGAAGCUCAUUCCCACUCACCCUCCGGACAAAAAGCUGAGCAAAAAUGAAACCCUUCGCCUGGCAAUGAGGUAUAUCAACUUCUUGGUCAAGGUCUUGGGGGAGCAAACCCUGCAGCAAACGGGAGUGACCGCUCAGGGAAACAUUCUGGGACUCUUUCCCCAAGGAUCCCACCUGCCGGACAGGACUCUGCUCGGUGACUACCAGGUUCCUUCACUUGACCCAAGCCACCACAUUGCAUAGUGGGGCUCUGGCUGUCAUCACCCAGCGGGGCACUUGCUCAGAAGCCACUGGCUGAGUGACUGCCUUUUGCAUGUUCCAGAGUCAACUUGAUGAAUAAAUUUGGGAGGCAUGAAUUUAAGCCUCAUAGGAGGUAGCUUGGGGCCAGCUGCAGGGAGCCAAAAAGAGGCCAUGAGGGAUGUGGCUUUGGAGUCUGUCACCCCCAGGGC
Messenger RNA from Acinonyx jubatus (cheetah), 661 nucleotides. RefSeq names its product TAL bHLH transcription factor 2 (gene TAL2). The transcript is spliced from 2 exons. Gene Ontology annotation, biological process: regulation of transcription by RNA polymerase II. Bases 45 to 455 code for a protein of 136 amino acids. NCBI's taxonomy places the organism in Eukaryota, Metazoa, Chordata, Mammalia, Carnivora, Felidae. The record is from RefSeq and is a predicted model, not a curated record. Gene Ontology annotation, molecular function: protein dimerization activity; DNA-binding transcription factor activity, RNA polymerase II-specific; RNA polymerase II cis-regulatory region sequence-specific DNA binding.